Messenger RNA from Coccidioides posadasii C735 delta SOWgp, 1246 nucleotides. RefSeq names its product Eisosome core component (gene PIL1). NCBI's taxonomy places the organism in Eukaryota, Fungi, Ascomycota, Eurotiomycetes, Onygenales, Onygenaceae. Gene Ontology annotation, cellular component: plasma membrane; eisosome filament. Gene Ontology annotation, molecular function: lipid binding. Gene Ontology annotation, biological process: eisosome assembly; endocytosis. The record is from RefSeq and is a predicted model, not a curated record.
CUGACAUAGCGCCGUUCGAUUUGCGCUUCCCCUCCUCUCUCCCCAGACUUCGCAGACCACCCGCACUCGACACUGCUGCACAAACACCCAAAACCCACCGUCAUAGUGCGGCCUCUGGCCCGUAUUCCUUUUUGAUCCGUCCAUCUCCAUUUAAUUUUCUCUUCUCGGAUUUAGCUUUGCAGUUAUAUUUUACAUCAUGCAUCGGACGUAUUCCAUGCGCCAUACGAGGGCGCCUACAGCUUCCCAGAUCGAAAACCCCCCUCCUCCAAUUUCGUCGACAAAGACUAGCAGGAUCUUUGGAGGUGGAAGCCUAGGCCAUGCCUUCCGAAAAUCUGCAGCCGGAGCCUUCGGGCCCGAUCUCGCCAAAAAGCUCUCUCAGCUUGUCAAAAUGGAGAAAAACGUAAUGAGGAGCUUGGAACUUGUUGGUAGAGAGCGGAUGGAAGUGGCGCAACAACUGUCAAUCUGGGGCGAAGGUUGCGACGACGACGUUUCCGAUGUAACGGAUAAACUGGGGGUCUUGAUAUAUGAAAUUGGCGAGCUAGAAGACCAGUUCGUUGACCGAUAUGACCAAUACCGCGUCACCAUCAAGAGCAUUCGCAAUAUCGAGGCAUCAGUUCAGCCGAGCAGAGACAGAAAGCAAAAGAUUACCGACCAGAUCGCACAGCUAAAAUAUAAGGAUCCUAAUUCUCCCCGUCUGGUAGUCUUGGAGCAGGAAUUGGUCAGAGCAGAAGCAGAAUCCCUCGUCGCUGAAGCACAGCUUUCAAACAUCACCCGCGAGAAGGUCAAGUCCGCCUUCGCCUACCAAUUCGAUUCUCUUCGGGAACAUUCUGAGAAGCUGGCUAUUAUUGCUGGUUAUGGAAAACACCUUCUCGAAUUAAUCGACGAUACUCCUGUCACGCCCGGCGAGACACGGCCUGCCUAUGAUGGUUAUGAAGCUAGCAAGGCAAUUAUUCAGGAUUGUGAAGAAGCAUUGACCAACUGGGUUUCCUCGAGUGCAGCUGUCACCUCCAAGCUGUCCACCCGAUCGCAGACGCUGUCCCAGAAGCGUCGAAGCAACAUUGCUCGAAGUCGAGAAGGGGUUGAUCUAGCAGGUCAAGAUCAGCCGAUGAGGGGCGAUAGAGACUCUUGGAUACCGGCGCAGGAGCAUCCCGGGUAUACUCAGUCUCACGGCGAAGAGGAGUUUGAGGAGGAGGCAAACGGUACCGCUGAAAUUGAUGGUCGAGCGGAAGCAAGGAUUGCAGAAUGA